AUGGCACCAGCUCUAGUCGAGACUACUCCACACCUCUCCACCGUCCCAUCCAAGGACACCAAACCCACCCUCAAACCACAGGCCCAGGCCCACAGCUACACCCCCGGCCGCACCGCCAUCCAAAAGCACUCCGACACCACAUACGCACACGAGCACCUCCGGCCGCGCUUCCCAGACCUCCACUGGCCGCCCCUGACCGAAGUCCCCUACCACGACAAAGGCCUCCUCGGCGACCCAGCAUUCAAGCACCUGCUCAGCGGCGCAACCGACGUCUUCGACUAUAACCCCAAGAUCGGGACCGAGAUCCACGGCGUCGAUCUCGCCAGCUUGACUGACGCGCAGAAGAACGAUCUCGCGCGGCUGAUUGCUACGCGUGGCGUUGUGUUCUUCAGGAACCAGAGGAGCUUCGAUGUCGAGAAGCAGCGCGAGCUGGGGCGGUAUUUCGGGAGCUUGCAUAGGCAUGCUACGACUGCGGUGCCGAGGCGAGAGGGGUGGGAGGAUGUGCAUGUUGUGUUUACGGGGGAGGAGAGUCCGGAUCUGCGGGCUAUGUUUACGCCUACGUUUUUGUGGCACUCGGAUGUAACCUACGAACUCCAACCCCCCUCCUACACCUCUCUAAAAGUGCUCACCGGCCCCCCGCGCGGCGGCGGCGGCGACACGCUCUGGUCCAGCGGCUACGCCGCAUACGACAUGCUCUCGCCCUCGAUGCAGACCUACCUCUCCUCGCUGACCGCGCUGCACUCAGCACACAUGCAAGCGCAAGGCAGCCGGGACCUCGGGCGUCCGGUACGCCGCGAGCCCGUCGUCACCGCGCAUCCGCUCGUGCGCACGAACCCCGUGACAGGCUGGAAGAGCCUGUUCUUCAACCCGGGCUUCGUGACCAAGAUCGUCGGCGUGCCGAAGACGGAGAGCGACCAUGUCAUCGCUUUGCUCAAUGAGAUCGUGGCGACGAGUCCAGAGAUUCAGGUCAGGUUUCAGUGGGGGGAGGGAGAUGUGGCGUUUUGGGAUAAUCGGGUUUGUAAUCACUCUGCGAGCUAUGGCUUUGCGCCGCAUCGGCGGCAUGCGGUGAGGGUGUGCUCUCAGGCGGAGCGGCCGUAUCUCGAUCCGAACAGCAAGUCGCAAGAGGAGGACCUCGCUGAGCGGUAUGGGAUCCCCAGGGCGAAUAAGGACGGUUCGGGCAUUGUGAAUUACAAUGACUGA
Messenger RNA from Trematosphaeria pertusa, 1200 nucleotides. Its product is annotated as alpha-ketoglutarate-dependent taurine dioxygenase. NCBI's taxonomy places the organism in Eukaryota, Fungi, Ascomycota, Dothideomycetes, Pleosporales, Trematosphaeriaceae. Gene Ontology annotation, molecular function: 2-oxoglutarate-dependent dioxygenase activity. Bases 1 to 1200 code for a protein of 399 amino acids. The record is from RefSeq and is a predicted model, not a curated record. Gene Ontology annotation, cellular component: cytoplasm. The transcript has 3 exons.